AUGAUCAAACUCUGUUGGAUUUCAUUCUCAAAUAAUUUGGUUUGGACCUUUGCCGCCCCAGUCCUCGUGGUCUGCCUGAUAAACUCUUUUAUUCUUUGUCGCGUGGUGUACGAGAUGACAAAAAUGCAGGGAACAAAAGAUACCUCCAACGUGAAGCAAGGUUUAAAGGCAUGUGCAGUUCUGUUUCCUCUACUGGGUAUGACCUGGGUGUUUGGUAUUUUAAGCGUGACGGAUGCUGGACUUGUCUUUCAGUACAUCUUCACCAUUCUCAAUUCGCUUCAGGGAUUCUUCAUUUUCAUAAUGCACGUUCUCCGAAGCACAGAUGUUCGCACCGCGUAUCUUCGAAAGAAGCAGAAAUGGAAAACACAAAGAAUAGCAACUUUCCGGGCUCUCGCUCAGUGGUAGAAAACUCAAGCGCCUGGUCAGAAAAGCAUGCCAUGGGUAACCUGUGUACCAACACAGAGAGUCCCGAUCCAAUGUUCAGACGACAUCAAAUCUCGCCAAUCAACUCCGAUCGAAUGGACACCAGAGAAAGCUGCCUCACCCCAGUGAACUUAUAAGUUCUGUAAAUUUACACAAAUGUGACGAGCACUGAAAACGUUAUCUAUAAUUGGAGCUUGUCAAUCACUGCUCAGUACUCAUUGGUUAAAUCGUAAUAUUUUAAGGCAAACCAACCUAGGCUAAAGCAUGAGAAACACUGGCAGCCGCAAAAAAAAUGUUGAACAUUGGUGCACUUCGUUGGGAAGAUUAAUUUCCCUAACAGCACAGCACUUUUUUUUCGGUUCGACUUAUGUUGCUCCUGUUCACUCUCACGCUUAUGCGCUACCGGGUAAAAACCAUUGUCGAGCUGGGAUUAGUAAAAAAAGUCCAGCUUGCACACUUAAAUAGUCGUCCGCGAUUUUUUGUUUUUGUUUUUGUUUUUGUUUUUUUUGUUUUUUUUUUUUUGGCAUAACAA
Messenger RNA from Orbicella faveolata, 955 nucleotides. Its product is annotated as adhesion G protein-coupled receptor L3-like. Gene Ontology annotation, molecular function: G protein-coupled receptor activity. Gene Ontology annotation, cellular component: plasma membrane. Gene Ontology annotation, biological process: cell surface receptor signaling pathway; G protein-coupled receptor signaling pathway. The record is from RefSeq and is a predicted model, not a curated record. NCBI's taxonomy places the organism in Eukaryota, Metazoa, Cnidaria, Anthozoa, Scleractinia, Merulinidae.